This is a messenger RNA of Sphaeroforma arctica JP610, 645 nucleotides long. RefSeq lists its product as hypothetical. NCBI's taxonomy places the organism in Eukaryota, Ichthyosporea, Ichthyophonida. The transcript has 3 exons. Bases 1 to 645 code for a protein of 214 amino acids. The record is from RefSeq and is a predicted model, not a curated record.
AUGGAUGACGGUAUUAUUGGCGGUGACAACAACGAUGAUGAUAGUGAGCACAGUGCGGAUGAAGAAGCAGACAACGACUCUGACAAUGAAGAGAAUAGAAGUGAUGAAGAUGACACGCUUACGACGAAUACUUCUGCAGAUGGACCUCCAUCUGAUAGCAACCUACGGAAGGUCGCUAGCAAAAUCAUCGACUCAUCAUUUGGCCGACACUUUUCAUCUGAGGCCAUGAAGAUUGGAACCAAGAACGAGUCGUUUAUAUUAGCCCUCUUAUUCAAACAAAAGGGGACGACAACAUCUGAUAGCGACCUACGGAAGGCCGCCCGCAAAACCAUCGGCUCAUCAUUUGGCCGACACUUUUCAUCUGAUGCCAUGAAGAUUGGAACCAAGAACGAGUUGUUUAUAGUAGCCCUCUUAUUCAAACAGAAGGUGAUACAAUCCAUUUUUGAUAUUGGUUUGGUGCGGAUGAAAAUGUGUCCAUGGAUUGAAGUGUCGGCAGAUGGUGUGGCAAUAUUGUGUCCUCCGUCCGCACGACAAUAUACUGUUACGAGUAGCGUGGAGAUCAAAACUGUUGUUGCUCACGGCACAAUCAAUAAGCGCAGCGCGAUUGCACGUAAAUAUGGUGUCUACUUCACAUGCACUGUAUAA